CUUCGCAAGCACUUGAAACAUGCCAGCAUUGUACUGCUUCAUGACAUUAUCCAGACCAAGGAGACACUAAUGUUUGAUUUUGAGCACGUGCACCCAGAUCUAGCACAGUACCUGGGCCAGCAUCCUGGAGGAUUUUUUUUUUGUCUUUUCAUAUUUCAGGUUUUGUGUGGCCUGGCUUAUAUCCAACAACAACACAUUCUUCACCCUGAUCUAAAACCUCAGACCUUCCUUGUCAGUUGCCUUGGUAAACUCAAAUUAGCUGACUUUGGCAUUGCUUGUGCCAAGUCCAUCCCCAGACAGACAUACUCCCCUGAAGUGGUGACAAUCUGGUACUGUCCUCCUGAUGCCUUUUUUGGAGCUAUAGAUUAUUCUUCUAGUCUAGAUAUCUAGAGUGCAGGCCGUAUAUUUGCUGAAGUUAUCCAUGUCCAGCAAAUAUUUGCAGGAACUUCUGGUACUCUCAAACAGCUGGCGAAGAUCUGUGUGGGGAAACUGGUUGCUUCCAGGAGACCUCAGCGACUCCAAGUCAUCUGUGACAGGCCUAGCAGGGUGCCAGCAGUGAAGGAUUUUGCCUCUGGGAUGCUUACAGCUGUCCUUCAAGGUCACAUCUUGGUGCAAGAUGCACUGCUUCAUGGCUUCUUCAGCCCUGUACCUCCUCAGCUCUAUCAGAUUCUUACCGGCUUAUUUGUAGAGAAAAAGGCAUUUGGAACACCCCAGCAGCAACAGUUCUUGAGCACUCUGGCAAUGGCUGUUGCAGUGCCAAAAUGUCUAAGAACUGGUACAAGCAAAUACAUUCUCAAACUCAAUUCCCAUAGAGAACAAGAGAUGCAGAUAUAA
Molecule: messenger RNA, 834 nt
Organism: Pogoniulus pusillus (Red-fronted tinkerbird)
Lineage: Eukaryota; Metazoa; Chordata; Aves; Piciformes; Lybiidae
Gene: CDK15
Product: cyclin dependent kinase 15
Exons: 9
Biological process (GO): protein phosphorylation
Cellular component (GO): cytosol; nucleus; cytoplasm
Molecular function (GO): cyclin-dependent protein serine/threonine kinase activity; ATP binding; cyclin binding
Source: RefSeq, a predicted model, not a curated record